This is a messenger RNA of Penicillium antarcticum, 1617 nucleotides long. Its product is annotated as flavin-containing monooxygenase. Gene Ontology annotation, molecular function: oxidoreductase activity. The coding region runs from base 1 to 1617 and encodes 538 amino acids. NCBI's taxonomy places the organism in Eukaryota, Fungi, Ascomycota, Eurotiomycetes, Eurotiales, Aspergillaceae. The record is from RefSeq and is a predicted model, not a curated record. The transcript has a single exon.
AUGACGCAAACAACCCAAAUUGAAACCGACGCCAUCGUCAUUGGCGGUGGCUUUGGAGGCUGCAAUUCUCUCUACAAGCUCCGCGAGCAAGGUCUAUCCGUGAAGCUCAUCGAAGCUGGUUCUGCCUUUGGAGGCGUCUGGCAUUGGAAUCGGUAUCCCGGUGCUCGCGUCGAUACUGAGAUGCCCGCAUACCAGUUCAACAUCCCUGCUGUCUGGAAAGGAUGGAAUUGGUCGCAGCGUUUCCCAGGAGAUGUGGAGCUGCGCAGCUACUUCCAGCAUGUUGAUCAUGCCUUGGGAUUGAGCAAAGAUGCUUUCUUUAAUACUAUUGUUACCGGUGUGCGGUAUGAUGCUGGGUCUUGUCGGUGGACAGUCAUUACCAAUACUGGUCUGCAGGCGACUUGCAAAUUUCUCAUUGCUGCUACUGGGUCGUCGUAUAAGAAGCAUUAUCCUAAGUUCCAGGGGUUGAAUAUGUAUGCUGGAAAGCUUGUCCAUGCUGCGGACUACCCUGAGGACUUGGAUGUGACCGGCAAGCGGGUUGGUAUUGUUGGCAAUGGCGCCUCUGGUCUUCAGAUUGUCCAGGAUCUGGCUAAGAAGGACUGUCAACUCAACGUGUUUAUUCGCACUCCAUGCUUUGCCAUUCCUAUGAAACAGCGGGAGGUCUCCCCCGAAGAGGCUGAGAUGAUGAAAGGCUAUUAUGAUGGUAUCUUUGAUCGCUGUUACAAGUCUGAUUCUGGGUUCCCCCACAACACUCGCUUUCAAUCAGCUCAUCAAGCUACCCCCGAUGAGAGAAAGGAGUUGUUUGACGAGCUGUGGGCGCGCGGUGGAUACAGCUUCCUGGUCUCCAAUUACUACGAUUUCCUGCUCGACGAAAAGGCCAAUGCUAUCUUCUAUGACUACUGGGUCCAGCAAACUCGUGCUCGCAUGACGAACCCGGAAAAGAUGGACCUGGUUGCUCCGCUGAAGCAACACAUGUUGAUUGGAACGAAGCGGCCUAGUCUUGAGCAAGACUACUACGAGAUGAUUGAUCGUCCCAAUGUCAUACUUCACAAUUUGAAACAAUCCCCUAUCGUGGAGUUUGACUCGAUUGGCUUGGUGACUAGCGAUGGCAGCAUCACAAAACACCACGAAUUGGACAUUGUGAUCUGCGCAACUGGGUAUGAUGCCGUAACUGGUAGUCUCCUGGAUUUGGGAAUCACUGACAAGAACGGUCAGCCGUUGGAAGAGAAAUGGCGCCACGGCGUUCUCACAAAUCUUGGCCUGAUGGUUCCCGAUGCUCCAAACUUCUUCAUGGUCUAUGGACCCCAAGCCCCGACCUCUCUUGCCAAUGGACCGCCUUUCAUCGAGAUGGAAGUUGAUUGGAUUUGCAAGGCCAUUGCGAAAAUGAACAAGGAAGGCCUUCGGUCCAUUGAGCCGACACAGCAGGUAGCUGAGCAGUGGCGCGAUCAUGUUGCCGCCGUGAGUGAACAUACCUUGUAUCCAAGAACUGAUUCUUGGUAUAUGGGCUCCAACAUUCCGGGUAAACGUCGGGAGCCACUCAUCUAUCUUGGUGGCAUGCAACGCUGGUGGCAGAGCUGCAUGGAAGCUUUGGAAAACUGGAACGGAUUUAGCACGAAAUAA